AUGGGUGGGGAACCGACAGGAUAUGUUGUUUGUGUGGACAUGAAGAUAACGACGAAGAAUUCGGCGCGAGGUGUUCAAGAGAAGUCCCAAGAACCGUGUUCUUUUGCAGCGCCUCUAUAUCUGCACGGUGAGCACGGUGCCGCGCGCGCGGCCGCUGCAGCCGCAGCCCGCCGCCGCGCCGGCGCCGCGCAGAGAGAGAUCGCGCGCCCGCCGAGGCCCGUUUCCCAGCUUCGAGACCGUGUACGCCAAGCCCGCGACGGCCGUGAGCCGGCCGCGGGGGAAACUUCCCGCAGCGGCAGCGUGUCGUACGACUGGCGACAUCCACCGGCCGGCGCCGGCUGCGCGGCCCAGCGCCCGUGGCGGGGCGCCGAAACGACGUGCCUGGUGGUGCACUUCCCCAUCGCCCGCUUGCGGCCGGCGGCCGCGUCGCCCACCGCCGCCAGCCGCCCCGCGACCCGCAAGCGCCGCCUCAGCGCCGCCCCCGCCGGCGGGCGCCGCCUACGCCGCCCAGACCGCUCCCGCCCCAUGUCGACGCCUUUCGAGACCGGCCUUCGCAGCAAGUGGCGCGCGUGGAGUACUGCCUCACAACCAGCCCGUUACCGGCGCCGUGGGGUGUCGGCAGCCUACGCUCGCGUGCGGCCGGCCCAGCACGAACCUCGGCGCUCCCCACACGCCAGCGGUCAGGUCCAGCAACGCUGGAGGACGCGCUUCAACGAGCUGGAGGCCAUCUACAAGAGCCUGCGCCUCGGCGACGAGGAUCUGCUGAACGGCGCCGAGCGGCGGGAGGCCCGGCCUACAGACGCGCCACCGCGCGCCGCCGCCAGAAGGCAGGCCUACCCGUGA
Molecule: messenger RNA, 843 nt
Organism: Gryllus bimaculatus (two-spotted cricket)
Lineage: Eukaryota; Metazoa; Arthropoda; Insecta; Orthoptera; Gryllidae
Source: the annotation of a GenBank genome assembly